ACAAAUGCGGUCACAUCAGUCUAUAAGGGAUUUUUUUUUUAUACUGUAGAUCAGUGGAAUAAACAGCCGAAAUGAUAUCAACAUACCAUUCGAUUAAAUCCAAUGUAGUUUAUCAUGAGAAAUACAUGUCUAAUGCAACAACAACAAAACACAUGUAAAAGCAACCCUUCUAGAAAAGUGAAGAAUAUUCUAAACAUGUCUCUUUGACACCUGGCGGAUGGAAGGUGCAACAACAGAAUCAGCAGCAGACGUUUUCUUACAGCCGCAAUCUACGAGCCACCAGAGGAGUGACUUGCACAGUUUUGAAAGCAAGCAGGGAAAAUGGCAGACGGCGAGGACGAGAAGCUACCGUCCGGGUGGGAAAAGCGGAUGAGCCGCAGUUCCAGUAGAGUGUACUACUUUAACCACAUCACCAAUGCCAGCCAGUGGGAGCGUCCGGUGGGGUCAGGUGAUGGGAGUGGCGAGCCAGACAAGGUGCGUUGUUCCCACCUCCUGGUGAAGCACAGCCAAUCGCGUCGCCCGUCCUCCUGGAGGGAGGAGAAUAUCACACGCUCCAAAGAGGAGGCCCUCGACCUCAUACAAAAGUACAUAGAGCAGAUGCAGUCAGGAGAGGAGGAGUUUGAGGCUCUGGCCUCUCAGUUCAGUGACUGCAGCUCCGCACGCAACGGAGGAGACCUGGGACUGUUCGGCAGAGGUCAGAUGCAGAAGCCGUUUGAGGAUGCGUCCUUUGCUCUGAAGGUGGGAGACAUGAGUGGUCCGGUGUUCACCGAUUCUGGAGUUCACGUCAUCCUUCGCACGGGAUAGAGACAAGGCUCUGAUACUCCCUGAAUACCCCCGUCACACCCCAUCACCCCUGAAUACCCCAUCACCCCUGAAUACUCCCUGAAUACCCCCGUCACACCCCAUCACCCCUGAAUACUCCCUGAAUACCCCCAUCACCCCCUGAAUACUCCCUGAAUACCUCCGUCACACCCCAUCACCCCCUGAAUACUCCCUGAAUACCCCCAUCACCCCUGAAUACUCCCUGAAUACCUCCGUCACACCCCAUCACCCCUUGAAUACCCCCAUCACCCCUUGAAUACCCCAUCACACCCCAUCACCCCCUGAAUACCCCCAUCACCCCUUGAAUACCCCCCGUCACCCCACCACUCCCUGAAUAGCUCCAUCACCCCCUGAAUACUCCCAUCACCCCUGAAUACCGCCUGAACACCCCCUCCACCCCGGAAAACCCCUCCUAUAUCCCACCCCCUCAAAUACCCCCUCUUGUCCUCCCUACUACCCUUAGAAGCCCCCCCACACCGUUCUGUUCUAUAUGCAACUUUACACUGACACCAUCAACACCCCUUAUCCCCUGUAUCCAUUGCCAUGGCUACAUCGUUGUGUGUGUGAAAAUAAGAGACCUGUCGUUAGUGACUGACUGACUGAGCGAAUGAGUGUGAGUCUGUGUGUUCACAUGGACCAUUACCCCUCCACCCCUACUUUAUCGUGUCCCUUCUCUGUUUGCCAAGGCAUUAUUCUCUCUCGAUGAUAACAUGUCAGAUGGUUAGUGGUAGACCAGUGUUCAAUACUCUCUCAUAGGAGACCGACACGUAGAAGGCUGACUCAUGGGAUUAUUUAAAUGGCUUUCCCUUAGGUUGGAAAAUAGUCAGGGCACAGUCCACUCUGUCUGCCAUGUUUGUAGUCCCCCCCCAUUCCAUUUACUGCUUCACUGUAUCUUCUAUGUUCCAGGGAACUACAUUACCCAGUAUGCAUGUGGGGAAGUGUUUUUGUAAGCUUGAAUCUGCCAAGAGGCACUUCAUAUGAUCUGUUCAUCUCCCACCAUUAAAGGACUCUUAUUUUGUAAA
This is a messenger RNA of Oncorhynchus gorbuscha (pink salmon), 1844 nucleotides long. RefSeq names its product peptidyl-prolyl cis-trans isomerase NIMA-interacting 1-like. The coding region runs from base 322 to 804 and encodes 160 amino acids. Gene Ontology annotation, cellular component: nucleus; cytosol. The transcript is spliced from 5 exons. Gene Ontology annotation, molecular function: peptidyl-prolyl cis-trans isomerase activity; protein binding. Lineage: Eukaryota; Metazoa; Chordata; Actinopteri; Salmoniformes; Salmonidae. The record is from RefSeq and is a predicted model, not a curated record.